UUAUAUUAUAUAUAUGUAGAAUAAUCAAAGUCAAGCUCCGAUUCCCGGAUCUGUUGAAAUUAUCAAAGGUAUCAUCUUUGAUAUAUUUUUAGACAAGCUUUAUUGGAUUUCUGAUAGAUAAGCUCCUAGAAAUUAGCCAAAUGCAUUCUAUUUUUGUAUUGAUCAAGUAUUAGAUUAUGAUUAAUUUCUUUUUAGGAUCUUGUAUAUGAGCCUUUCUUUGCAGAUUUUGGUCCAUUGAAUUUAGGUCAUACAUACAGAUUUGUAACAGAAUUGGAGAAAUUGCUUAGUGAUAAGACAUAUUAACAAUAUGCUAUCUAUCAUUAUACUAGUUUAGAUAGUGCUAAAAGAGCUAAUGCUGCCUAUUUAAUGGGAGCUUUUUAGGUGAUAAUCUUAAAAAUAAGUGCAGAUGAUGCAUGGAAACCAUUUUAAUCUGUUAGACCUGCAUUUUAAGAUUUUAGAGAUGCUAGUUAUGGAUAAUGCACUUAUAAAUGCACAGUAAUUUAUAUUGAUAAUUUAUUUAGAUUUUACAUUGUUUGAGAGGUUUAGAAUAUGCAAUCAAAUUAAAAUGGUUUGAUGUUAGAAAAUUUAAUCUAAGAGAUUAUGAAUUUUAUGAAAGAGUAGAAAAUGGAGAUUUAAAUUGGAUUGUUCCAAAUAAAUUUAUUGCCUUCUCAGGACCUUCUGCUACUUAAAAAGAUGCUGAUGGAGUAUAUCCUAUAUAUUUAUUUAGAAUCGCACAUUCACUCCAGAAGAAUAUGUACCUAUCUUCAAGUAAUUUGGAGUAACUUGUGUUGUUAGAUUAAAUAAAAAGGCUUAUGAAGAGUAAAGAUUUAUAAAAAAUGGCAUCAAACAUGAAGAAAUUUAUUUCUUAGAUGGAUCAGUUCCAGGAGAUGAAAAGAUUUUAAGAUUCUUGGAAAUUGCUGAAAAAGAAAAUGUUGUAGCUGUUCAUUGUAAAGCAGGUUUAGGUAGAACAGGAACCUUAAUUGCUGCAUAUGUUAUUAAACAUUAUAGGUAAUAAUCUAAAUUUAAUCUUAAAUAGAUUCCCUGCUCCUGAUUUUAUAGGAUGGAUUAGAAUUUGUAGACCUGGAAGUAUUUUGGGACCAUAAUAAAUAUUUUUAUUAGUAAUUUCUUUAUUUCUAUUUUUAUAGCAAAAAUAAAAUUGGUUGGUUAGUUUAGGAAAAGAUUCUCCUAUAUGGAAUUAAGUCAAAUAAAUUGCAGCUGAAGUUAACAUUGAAAAGAGAUUGAAAGAUUUACAAUUAGGAUCAAUGAGUGAGGGUAUUAUCUCUUGUUUUAUUUUUAGCUGAUAAAAAUAAAGCAGAAAAAGGUGAUUAAGAUUAGGCUUAAACAUUAAAUAAAGCAAAAUUAAUGAAGUAUAUUAUUCCCAUCUAAAUUCUUUAGUUAAACUACAAAUUCACCUGGCUUGAAAAAAUGAAACAUUAAUUUUAUUUUAUUAAAUAAAUUUACCCAAUCC
Messenger RNA from Paramecium sonneborni, 1468 nucleotides. The record is from the annotation of a GenBank genome assembly. Lineage: Eukaryota; Ciliophora; Oligohymenophorea; Peniculida; Parameciidae.